CACCAUCUUUCCUUUUGGCGCUACCGCAAAGAGGCUGCCGCCGCCAUACUUUCACUUUUUUUCUUUUUGCUUUGCUUCUUUAGCUGCCCACCCCCAGCAGCAGUUCUCUGUAACCGUCCACUCGUGUCCCUUACUACCCACGCCUUUUUCUUUUUUAUUCCUUUUUUAUUUCCUUUUUGCCCCCUCUCCGCUUUCUAUAUUUGCUCCCGCGCCACCGCGUGGCAUCCUAUUUCAUCUGUUCCUCAUCCUCUCACCACUCUGUCCUGGUGGUCUCUCUUACUUCCUGCUCUCCCCAUCUAACCAUCCACCACUACACAACAGUCUUGCUGCAACAGCUCGCCGUCUCCAUCUUCGAUCUUGUUGUUUGCUAGCUGUACUUACCAGCACAUACAAUAUGGGCGCCGAGAGCACUGAGCUCGGCAACUUGGCCACGGUCAAGGCCGACGCUUCGCCCGUUAUCAGCGAGCCCGAGUCUCCAGUUGACACCCAAUCCAAGCGCGACUAUGUCGACAACGACCAGCUCGCCCGCAUGGGCAAGAAGCAGGUCUUGCGACGCAACUUUGGCUUCAUGUCCAUUCUCGGUUUCAGCUGCACCAUUCUCAUUACCUGGGAGGCCAUUACUGUUCUUUUUGCCCAGGGUCUCUUGAACGGAGGCACUGCUGGCGUCAUUUACAGCUAUCUUAUCGUUUGGGUUGGUAACAUUAGCGUCUUCUCUACCAUGUGCGAACUGGCUUCCAUGGCCCCGACUUCCGGCGGACAAUACCACUGGGUUGCUAUGCUGGCACCCAGAUCCUCAGCCAAAUUCUUGUCUUACAUCACUGGCUGGCUCGCUGUUGGCGGCUGGCAGGGCUCUGUGGCCUCAUCAUCGCUCUUGACUGGGCGCAUGAUUCUCGGCCUCAUUUGCCUCAACAACCCAGACUUUCAGCCCAAGGACUGGCAAGGAACUCUGCUGUUCUGGGCCAUUCUGUUCUUUGCCGUCUUCAUCAACACAUUGGUCAGCUCUGCUCUACCCAAGUUCGAGGGCCUCAUCUUGAUCCUGCACAUUCUCGGCUUCUUUGGCAUCCUCAUUCCUCUCCUCGUGCUCGGCCCCCGCGCAUCUACUGCCGAGGAGAUCUUCACCACCUUUGCCAAUGAAGGUAUGUGGCCAACCCAGGGCCUCUCCUUCAUGGUGGGCAUGAUGGGCAACGUUUUCGCCUUUGUUGGUACCGACGCCGCUUUCCACAUGGCUGAGGAGACUCACAACCCCUCCGUUGUUGUCCCUCGCUCCAUCAUGAUGAGCAUUGUCAUUAAUGGCACCUGCGGCUUUGCCAUGCUUCUUACCAUGGUUUUCCGCAUGGGUGGCAUGGACGGAUUCUUGGCUGCUGCCAGCACUGGCCCCGGCGCACUUCAGUUCCCCUUCAUGUCCAUUUUCCAGAACGCCGUUCAGAACCUGCCUGCAGCUACCUUCAUGGUGAUCAUCAUCAUGGUGCUCGGAGCUUGCGCCACCGUCGGUAUGCUUGCAUCCACGUCGCGUGUCUUCUGGUCUUUUGCUCGUGACCGUGGUCUUCCCUUCUGGCCUACUCUCUCCAAGAUUGAUCCCCGUACAACUGUCCCCAUCUGGGCUGUUGGUGCUACCAGUGUCAUCUCGAUUCUGCUCUCUUUGAUCAACAUUGGCUCCAACGUUGCGUUCCAGAACGUUGUGUCGCUGUCCAUCUCUUGCCUCUACUUUUCUUACAUAAUUGCUGGUAGUCUUUUGCUCUACCGCCGUUGCACCAGCGGCUUCUCCAUGCCCGAUGCCAGUGGCCUUCCCGCCCUCGCCAACACCACAGGCGCCGAGCUUGUCUGGGGCCCCUUCCACCUCCCAGGUAUCUUUGGCAUCCUUAACAACGCCUUUGCUCUUAUCUACCUCAUCACCAUUUCCUUCUUUUCCUUCUGGCCUAUGAUGAACAACGCCGACCCUGCCAAUGUCAACUUCAGCGUGCUCGUCACUGGCUUCAUCAUUCUCUUCAGCACCGUCUACUACUUUAUUUGGGCCAAGAAGGAGUACAAUGGCCCCAUUGUCGAGAUGGAAAACUAAAGCAACUCGAGAGGAAGGGAUUUCGAAAGAAGAGAUUUGUCAUGUUUGUCCAUUUGGUGCUGAACUACCAGUGGCCCCUACAAAAGGGGGACACUUUGCUUUCCAUACCAUUCGUAUAGUUGCAUGCUGAUUUUAGGGCAGCCAUUUUGGCUCUGCUGCCCGUGUGUUAUAGUAUAUACUGCUCUGAUUGGAAGAGGGGAUACCAUGCUGUAUUGUUCUUGUUUUUAUAUAUAUUGCUAGCUGUAUGCAGGCUCAUUCUUAUGCUUUGUUGGAUAGGCAAAUAAUCAUUAUAUUUACUCAAUUGGAUACUAUAUUUACUUUAAUGACGUUUUUUUCGAUUU
Molecule: messenger RNA, 2397 nt
Organism: [Torrubiella] hemipterigena
Lineage: Eukaryota; Fungi; Ascomycota; Sordariomycetes; Hypocreales; Clavicipitaceae
Source: the annotation of a GenBank genome assembly